Messenger RNA from Mercenaria mercenaria, 2085 nucleotides. RefSeq lists its product as uncharacterized. Gene Ontology annotation, molecular function: nucleic acid binding. The record is from RefSeq and is a predicted model, not a curated record. Bases 1 to 2085 code for a protein of 694 amino acids. Gene Ontology annotation, biological process: DNA integration. The transcript is spliced from 3 exons. NCBI's taxonomy places the organism in Eukaryota, Metazoa, Mollusca, Bivalvia, Venerida, Veneridae.
AUGCGCCUUUUUCAGACCAAGACGAAAUUUCUGGGUCCGGUUGUCUCUGAAGAAGGGGUGGCCACUGACCCUGAUAAAAUCUUUGCAGUAAAGGAUUGGCCUCAACCCACAUCAGCGAAACAAAUACGAAGUUUCCUUGGCCUAUGCUCCUAUUACCGCCGAUACGUCCCUGGAUUUGCUGGUAUUGCACGCCCCCUUCAUAAGUUGUGCGAGAAAGGUGCAAAAUUCAUUUGGACUUCGGAAGCAGAGUCAGCUUUUAUUCAACUGAAAGAGGCAUUGACAAGCGCAUAUCCACUACGUGAUAUUGGGUUCAUUCUUGACACAGAUGGACAGAUAGCACGAUGGGUCCAAGAACUUAAGAUAUAUGACUUGACAGUUGUCCACCGUGCCGGUUUGAAGCAUUCAAAUGCUGAUGCGUUAUCAAGAAGACCCUGUAAAGUGUGUGUGAGACAACAACGCUUAAGUGAGACUGAGAGUGACGACGAUGAUGAAUGUGAUCCCUCGUAUUUGCAAUACAUACAUGUGCAAGAGGAGCAUGUAACCAAAGAACAGGUUGUUGGAGAGUGUGUAAGAGUGACCCAACCUGGAACUAGUGGUCCCGACAGAUCCUACUUGGAAGACUUUGACCCAGAAAGUUUGCGACAAGCACAGAGUUCUGACCCAGACAUAGUUCCACUUUUGCAUGCCAAGGUGAACAAUGCUGAUAGACCUAAAUGGGAUGAAGUAUCCAGUGGAACGACAGUCUUGAAAACAUUGUGGCGUAUAUGGGAUCGACUGCAAAUAGAUGCUGGACUUCUGCACCGCAAUUACUUUGAAACCAAUACAGGUGUGGAUAGAGCACUGCUUGUAGUACCUUCCAGCAAACGUGAAAGUCUGCUUCACUAUUUUCAAGAUAUACCUUCGUCAGCACAUCUAAGAUCCGACAAGAUGAUAUAUAAGCUGAAACAAUCGUUCUACUGGCCGGGUAUGAAGGACGCUGUGUCUAAAUACUGCUCAACCUAUGAUAAAUGUGUCACAAGGAAGACAACUGCUAAUAUGAAAGAUCCGCUACAACAGUUCCGUGUCGGUGCACCAAUGGAAAAGUUAGCAUUGGAUAUAUUUGGUCCUUUUCCCAUUUCAGAAUCGAAAAAUAAGUAUAUACUUGUGGUUGUUGACUGCUUUACAAAAUGGACAGAGGCUUACGCAAUUCCGGGCCAGGAAUCACAGACUAUUGUAAAGGUAUUAGUGAACGAGUUUAUAUGUCGGUUCGGGACUCCAAUGCAUAUACUUACAGAUCAGGGUACAAACUUCACGUCUACUCUUUUCAAGGAAAUUUGUGAAUUUCUUCACAUUGAUAAGGACCAAACCAGUAGCAUGCGUCCAAUGGCAAAUGGGACCGCUGAGAGAUUUAUGAGAACACUGCAGAAAAUGUUAACAAUGUAUUGUGAAGAUAACCAGAGAACCUGGGACGUAUACCUACCACAACUUCUUAUGAGUAACAGGGCAUCCUCUCAUCCAAGUAUUGGCACCUGUCCAAAUAUGAUGGUCCUGGGACAUAAUGUGGUCAUGCCAAUCGAAGCUGUAGUCGGGAAACCAGAAGAUCAAGAAACAACCGACGUCCCUGCUUAUGUAGAGAAACUUCAAGAUGCUCUGGUCAGUGUCCAUGAGCAUGCUAGAAAAUGUAUGCGUAAAACCGCAGAAUAUCAGAAAAGACACUAUGCCCUUAGGGCAAAGAAAAGGACUAUGAGGGAAGGACAGCCAGUUUGGCUCUACAAUCCCAUACGAUGUGUUGGUGUUUGUACAAAACUGACUUCAAAGUGUAUGGAGAGAUGUCCAGUGUGUCAAAACAAGAGGUUUCAGAGUAGAAAAUUAUUGAAGCAACAUGUCGGUAAAGAGCACACAUAUUUGGCAGUAAUAUGCCCAUUCUGCCCUAAGGAAAAGACUUAUAAAAGAGUAUUUGACCUGAAAACUCACUGUGGGAAGAGACACAAACAAGAGAUCAAAGAUGUACCAGAUGAUACGUUCACGGAGGCUAACGGGUUCUAUCUUGCCAUCAACCCGGAAAAAUACAAAGAGUUCUGUUGCCCUUCUGACAGAUUGUCAUAA